AGCACCAGAGCCCGGACAGCGGCGCCGCCCACGGGCACGGACGGUGGUAGCAGCUCCAGCUGCUGCAGCGAUCUUCUCUUUGCCAGUUUCUGAACCGCAAGCAGCGACCUGAGGGGAAUAUAUUAGCCCCAGAAGGCAGCUGCCGGAACAAGUAGGAAGAACCCUCCGUAGAUCCUGCUGGAAGAUCUUCUCAGUAAGCCUGCAUCAGGUCUUAGACCAAAGCCAUGGCUCCAGAGGCAAGCCCAGAGAGAAGCUGCUCCCUCCACACCUGUCCACUUGAAGACCCAACCGGUGCUCCGGUACCACCACCAACAGUUUCCACGCUCCAGGCUAUAGACCCAACCAGUCCGUUAACAGCUGGCCAUUUUGCCUUUCCUCGAGCACCUCAAGACUAUCAAGAAGGAAGCUCGUUACUAGGAUUAGGAGAUCAAGCAUCUCUGUGUGCCCAUGUCUCCAACCUCAGCACUUCCAUAGACCCCUCUCAGCAUGAUGGGGUCUGGAAGCCACAUUCUGUGCAGCGUCAUGUGGUCAGUGUCAGGCAGGAACGCACUUUCCGGAUGCCGAAGAGCUAUUCUCAUCUGAUUGCUGAGUGGCCAACGGCUGUGCUCCUGGGGUGUCUGGCCUUCAUCUUCCUCUGUACCCUAGCUGGGCUGUUGGGAAGCCCACCACUUGACUUUUCUGAGCCUUUACUGGGUUUUGAGCCUCGAGACACAGAGAUCAGCCGAAGGCUAGAAGUUUGGAAAGCCAUGCAGGUCCUCACUGGUCCCAAGAAUCUUUUUUCUCUUUCCCCGGACCCUGAGAUGAACAGCUCAAGCCUCCUCAGCACCCUGAGCCCUGCAGCCUGGGGCAGGGCCGAGGAAAGUGUGGUCCGGACCAAGAGGAUGGUGGGGCCUGUGGAAGUCAAAGAAGAGGAGAACUUCUUUUGUGGCCACCCUGAGAAGAGCCAUGCAAAGCUGGUGUUUGUGUCCACCUCUGGGGGAAGCCUGUGGAACCUGCAAGCCAUCCAUUCCAUGUGUCGCAUAGAACAGGAGCAGAUCCGCUCUCACAUCAGCUUUGGGGCUCUGUGCCAGCGAUCAGCAGCCAACGAGUGCUGCCCCAGCUGGUCCCUGGGCAACUAUCUGGCUGUGCUGUCCAACCGCUCCUCCUGCCAAGACACUACCCAAGCUGAUACAGACCGCACGCUGGCCCUGCUACGGUUCUGUGCCACCUACUACCAUCGUGGUGUCCUGGUACCUGCUUGUGUGGGAUCUGGGCAGGACAAACCCCCAUUUUGUGCCCAAGUUCCCACCAAGUGUACCGGAAGCAGCCUUAUCUAUGAAUUCCUGCACUUCCUGCUAGACAGAGACUUUCUGAGUCCCCAGACUGCGGAUUACCAGGUGCCCUCCCUCAAGUUCGCCCUGCUCUUCGUGCCCAUUAUAAAGACCUCUUCUCUUCUAGACAUCUACCUGGACGGCCUAGGUGACCCAAUUAAAGUCUCUGACAACUACACAUCUAUCAGUGGCAUGGACUUGGGCCUCAAGCCCAGACUACUGAAGUACUACCUAGCGGAAGAUACCAUGUACCCCUUGCUAGCCCUGGUUGUCAUCUUCUUUGGCAUGUCCCUCUACCUGCGCUCACUCUUCAUCACGUUUAUGUCACUUCUAGGGGUACUGGGCUCCCUAAUGGUGGCCUUCUUUCUUUACCAUGUGGCAUUCCGCAUGGCCUACUUCCCCUUUGUCAAUCUAGCGUCUCUCUUUCUGCUUACUGGCGUCUGUGUCAAUUACACGCUCGUCUUCUUCGAUUUGUGGCGCCUCAGCAGGAGCCAGGUGCCCUCCGGGGGCCUAGCACACCGUGUGGGCCGCACCAUGCACCACUUUGGCUACCUGCUUCUGGUGUCAGGCCUCACCACCAGCGCUGCCUUCUAUGGCAGCUACCUGAGCCGCCUGCCCGCAUUGCGUUGCUUUGCUCUUUUCAUGGGCACCGCUGUACUAGUGCACAUGGGGCUCACACUGCUCUGGCUUCCCGCCACCGUGGUGCUCCAUGAGCGCUACCUGGCACACGGCUGUGUGGCUCAAGCGCAGGGCCAGAGGGGUGGCAGCGACCCCCUGCGGAUGUUGCUGGGGUUGCACAGACGGAUUUGCAUUCUUCGCAAGAUUGUUUCCAUCCUCUCGCGCCUGCUCUUCCAGCGCCUGCUGCCCUGUGGUGUCAUUAAGUUUCGGUACAUCUGGAUCUGCUGGUUUGCCGCGUUGGCGGCAGGGGGCGCCUACAUCGGCGGCGUCAGCCCUCGCCUGCACCUGCCCAUUCUACUGCCACUUGGCGGCCAGUUCUUCCGGUCUAGCCAUCCCUUUGAGCGCUUUGAUGCAGAGUACCGCCAGCAGUUUCUGUUCGAGGAUCUGCCUCCAAACGAGGGCGGCAACUUGCCAGUGGUUCUGGUGUGGGGAGUCCUGCCAGUGGACACUAGUGAUCCCCUGGACCCUCGCACCAACAGCUCAGUGGUAAGCGAUCCUGACUUCUCGCCCAGCAGCCCCGAGGCCCAGGAGUGGCUCCUGGCUCUCUGCCACGGAGCCCAGAAUCAGAGCUUCUUUGGAGACCAGCCAGAGGGUUGGCCUACGCUAUGUUUAGUGGAGGCCCUGCAGCAGUGGAUGGAGAGCCCCAGCUGUGGCCGCCUGGGUCCCGAUCUAUGCUGUGGCCAAUCAGAAUUCCCCUGGGCCCCCCAGCUUUACCUGCACUGUCUCAAGAUGAUGGCUCUGGAGCAAAGUCCUGAUGGCACACGUGACCUGGGACUCCGCUUCGAUGCUCAUGGCAACCUGGCAGCUCUAGUUCUGAAGUUCCAGACCAACUUACCAUACAGUACAGAGUAUGGCCCGGUCCACCACUUCUACACUGAAAUCAGCCGCUGGCUGUCAACCGAGAUGAGCAAGGCACCUCCUGGCCUCAACCAGGGCUGGUUCACCAGCACUUUGGAGCUGUACAGCUUGCAGCAUAGUCUAAGCACAGAGCCUGCUGUGGUGCUUGGUCUGGCUCUGGCACUAGCCUUUGCCACACUGCUGCUGGGCACCUGGAAUGUUCCCCUCAGCCUGUUCUCUGUGGCAGCUGUGGCUGGCACCGUGCUGCUCACUGUGGGCUUGCUGGUUCUUCUUGAGUGGCAAAUCAACACAGCCGAGGCCCUCUUUCUCUCUGCCUCUGUGGGCCUCUCUGUAGACUUAACCGUUAACUACUGUAUCUCCUAUCACUUGUGCCCACACCCAGAUCGCCUGAGCCGUGUGGCCUUCUCCUUACGUCAGAUCAGCCGGGCCACAGCAAUGACUACUGGAGUGUUGUUUGCCUCUGGCGUGAUCAUGCUGCCUUCCACCAUACUGCUCUAUCGAAAGCUGGGCAUCAUCGUCAUGAUGGUCAAGUUUCUUGGCUGUGGCUUUGCCAGCUUCUUCUUCCAGUCCCUGUGCUGUUUCUUCGGGCCAGAGAAGAACUGUGGGCAGAUCCUAUGGCCCUGUGCCCAUCUGCCAUGGGAUGCCGGGACUGAGGAUCCUGAUGAGAAGGGACGAACAGGGCCGCCAGGAUUCUCUGAGCACUACGAGUUGCAGCCACUGGCGCGGCGCCGGAGUCCCAGCUUCGACACCAGCACAGCCACCAGUAAGCUUUCCCAUCGGCCUUCCAUACUGUCCGAAGACCUGCAGAUACAUGAUGGCAGCUGCUGCCACCAGCACGCCCAAGCCCCUGUCUCCCCAAGGGAUCUGCUCCUGGACCACCAGACAGUCUUCAGCCAGUGUCCAGCCCUGCAAACCUCCUCUCCAUAUAAGCAGGCUGGUCCCAACCCCCAAACCUGGAUCAGGCAAGAUUCCCAGGGACAGAAAACUGAGCCCCUGCAGGCUCUACCAGUGGGCCCUGCCCACUGCCCUCAGUCCAAAGUCGAAGAGCUCCCUGAUGGGCUGUGCUCCUCGGCCAGCACCCUGGAGGGACUCAGUGUCUCAGAUGACACCUGUGCCUCUGAGCCCAGUGUCCGUGUGCCAGAUUCUGUGGGCACCUCCCCAGAAGUCAUGAAUGGCACUGGACACCCCAUACUUGAACGGGGUCAGCUGAACGGGAAGCGUGACACCCUCUGGCUGGCACUGAAGGAGACCAUCUAUGACCCAAACAUGCCCAAUUCUCACCACAGUAGCUUAUCCUGGAAGGGCCGUGGAGGGCCAGGUGAUAUCAGCCCUGUGGUGCUUCCCAACAGUCAGCCAGAUCUUCCAGAUGUUUGGCUCCGUAGGCCUAGCACCUACACCUCUGGCUACAGCAGCUAAGAGAGGCCAAGGAAGGCCAGACCAGGGUCUAGAACCCUACUGGUGAAGAUAAGGCAGAUGCCACACUAUCCUAGGGCCUGAAGAUAUUUCUCCAUAUCGACAUGAAGUCUCAUCCUCCAACUAUGGAUUCUAAACCCUGCCAGAUGUUCCAUCCUUGAUCUCUUUGCUACUUACCCCUACAUCUGGAGGAUUCAGUGGGAGGGCCUUGCAAGGUAAUACCAGGCUCUCCAUGUGACCAGCUGAGGACUCAUCUGCCCCCACAGUGCCAACAAGGCCCCCAUCUGGAAAGGAGGGAGGCCAGAUGUGCAGUUCCAGACAUUGGGGAGACUGAUCAGCUGUCUCCCAGGAGGCAAGAAGUUCAGUGACACUAAGGUACUCCAUCUUUGGAAUCCUGCUGGAGUACCUCACUGACUAGAAAAACCCUUAAGAACCUCCAGAGCCUACUGAAUCCCAUCCCUUCUCAUCAGCUCUUAAUCAGGACACUUCACUUCUUGGGGAGCUUCUCUGGGCCGGAAGUGAACAUGGGCCUCUGUCCUGCAUUGCUCUGUUCUGCUCACAUGCACCAGUGUGACUAGACACUCUCCAAAAGCAGGACAGAGGUGGAUGCCGAGAGAGAAGCAGGAGACAUGAAGGUCAGCUUUGGAGCAUCCCUAAAUUCCAAGAUUCCCCCACAGGAAGCUGACUCCAGAAUGUUCCCCUGUUGGUGAACAAUAGUCACCCCUUACCAUUGCCACACCUGCCAGUCUUCUUGGACCUUGCAAAUUUACUCCAGAGUGGCCUGCAGUUGGUCACGACACUGACUAAGGAUGGUUGGUUGAUUGUUACCCAAAGUCAUGUUACUGGGUAGCAGCAGGGUCCUCUCCUGACCCGUGCCGCCACUGCAGCUCCCUGUCUCCUCCUGACUGUCUGCUUCAGGGCCCCUGGCCCCUGGCUGUCUCAACCCUUUGCUUCUGGCACUUACCUACUCUCUUUUCUUGAGCAUCUCUUUGUGAGCCCUCCCUCCCCUUUGGGCCUCCACCUCCAGAAAGAGUUGUAGUCUGAGUAGACCUGAGAGUUCCUCAUUUCCUUUGUGCUUCCCCACUCUGAAACUGUCUGAGAUGCCUACUAGCAAUGUGGCCUGAGGGACUGAGGGACAGAAGAAUGUGAACAGAAUCUAGUUAAGACAGGCACACAGAGUUGCUCUAGUGGGGUUGUUCAUGAUCCCGAAGUUUCUCUAGGUCAGGUCCCCAGUUUCUAAAAACUAGACCUAUCUAAGGUUCUAGGUAGACUCAAGAUGAGUAAGUAAGGUUGAUUGACGGUGUCACUUGAUUAAUGGCAGAGUGCUCUCCAUUCUGCCACUAUGGCUCCCUGUCUCCUCCUGACUGACUGCCUGUUUCAGGACCAUUGGCUUUCUCCCAAAAGCACAACUCUGUCCUGAAGUUUUAUCACAUGUGACACAGCUCAUGACACUAGGUAACAUCAGCAAGUUGGAACACCUGCAUUGGAAAUGGUGUUAUAAGGAAGAGAGGCAUGAAAGGGAGAGCUGGCCUUCUGCUGGGAAGCAGGCAUUAGUGGGCCAGUGUUACUGCUGAGCUCAGGUACCCAGCAUGAGGUGACCAGGAAAAUCUCUUGGAGAAGGAUAGUUUGAGCUGGGCUUCAGAAGAUCAAGCAUAUCAGACAGGAGGGGGACAUACUGAUCCAGCUCUAAAGGUCCCCUAAGGACCAUUCUUUCAGAGAACUCCUGUGUCUAAAACUCCUACUCCAGUGAGUGUGAGCUUUAAGGAGGCUACCAGCUCAGCUUCCCUUUCUAGUGCACAUCUCCAGGGGUUUCUAGGUUCCUGGAAGACCCAUAGAUCAUGGCAUGAAGUCCACCCAUCUAGGUCAUUUUAUAUAUGAGUAUCAGAAAGGAAUUUUUCAGUGCCAAACAAUCUAAGGUAAGGCUAGGGGCAAACCAGAGAACACUUUUGUUUUAUUUUGUUGAGUUCUUGUGUUAUCAAAACCUACCUCCCAUCCCAAGUAGCCCAGGACAAGUGCAGAAACUCAAAAGAACAUAAGAAUGUGGAAAAGAGGGCUGGAGAGAUGGCUCGGUGAUAAGAGCAUCCGUCUGCUCUUCCAGAGGUCCUGAGUUCAAUUCUCAGCAACCACAUGGUGGCUCACAACCAUCUGUAAUGGGAUCUGGUGCCCUCUUCUGGUGUGUCUGAAGACAGCAACGGUGUAUUCACAUACAUAAAAUAAAUAAAUCUUAAAAAAAAAAAAAAAAAAAAGAAUGUGGAAAAGACAGAAGACAGUUUUCCCUCAGUAUCCAUGAAGAACUGGUUCCAGCACACCCCUCACCCUCCAGCACACCAAAAUCUGAGGAUGCUCAAGUCCCUCACAUAGAAUGGUGUAGUAUUCGCAUAUAAUGAUGCAUAUUCUCCUGUAUACUUUAAAUCAUCUCUAGAGUACUUAUAAUGCCUAAUAUGACAUAAAUGCUAUGUCAGUCCUUACACCAUGUUAUUGUAAUAAUGACAAGAAAAAUAA
Messenger RNA from Arvicanthis niloticus (Nile rat), 6761 nucleotides. RefSeq names its product dispatched RND transporter family member 2 (gene Disp2). Gene Ontology annotation, biological process: smoothened signaling pathway. The record is from RefSeq and is a predicted model, not a curated record. Lineage: Eukaryota; Metazoa; Chordata; Mammalia; Rodentia; Muridae. Gene Ontology annotation, cellular component: membrane. Gene Ontology annotation, molecular function: transmembrane transporter activity.